AUGGCUACUCUUGAAGAGUUCUUAGCACAGUUCAACCGCGUUCUCGAAGAUGCCACUACAAAUCUCCAAGGGCCACUCAACGAUGAGCGUAUCAAGACUCUCCAGACCACCGAAUCUCUCCCAGCUAAUAACAAGAAGCUGUGGGAGCUCUUAUCUCGGACGGUCAAUAUGGCCGAUCAAAUUGUGCAGCUCCUUCAGCCUCCAGCCAUCAGGCUCGCAGAGACCUAUCUUGCCUAUCUAGACACGAAAGCGCUUUUUUCCGUUGUAUCUCAUAACAUUCCAGACCUCUUAUCUUCCGGCCCUCUCAAAGCUUCGGUCCUCGCUCAACAAAGCAACCUCCAACCUCUCCGUCUCAAGCAAGUCAUGCGCGUGCUUCACAACAACGGCAUAUUCGACUACGAGCAUACCACAGACACAUACUCCAACAACGCCGCUUCCGUCCUUCUCCAAAAAGACCACUGGACACAAUGGCACCGCUGGGUAAGCCUCUAUGGCGAUGAAUUCUACGACGCGGCCAAAGGCAUCCCCGAAGCCAUCAAAGAAGGGGAAACCCGCAGCGCCGCUCAAAUCACAUACGCAACCGACAAAAGCAUAUUCACCUAUUUCGCCGAAAAGGGCCUCCAAGAGAAAUUCCACAAGGCCCUCGGCGCAGGUGCUGUAGCGCAAGCUCCCGGAAUGCUGGCUGAUUACAACUGGAAGGAAUUGGGCGAUGCCGUCGUCUGUGACAUUGGUGGCGGCGGAGGCGACUUCAUCACGGCUCUGCUACGAGAUAAUCCCCCCAUGAGAGGCGCUCUUCUUGAAAUACAGCCUAUUGUUGAGAUGGUGAAGCCAAAGUACAGCAGUCCCGACGGCGUAUUUGCAGACGUUGCGGAUCGCAUGACUGAACUGCAUGCCGGAGACUUUCUUACCAAAAUCCCCUCUUAUGAAGUGUACACGAUGAAAUGGUGUCUUCACAAUUGGACAGACUCGGAUGUCGUGAAAAUCUUGUCCAAUGUCCGCCGUUCCAUCAAAAUCACACAUCGCUCGAGAAUGGUUGUCAUCGAGUCAGUGCUUGUAGAGGGUCGGAGUUCGCGCGUCUGGAGAUUUGGGGAUCUUACCAUGAUGUCUACUGCCAAUGGACUGGAGCGCACAGAGAGUGAAUGGAUCAAACUCGCUAGACAGGCUGGCUGGGUUGUCAAGGGGAUAACGCCUUUGCGGCACGCCUGGGCUGCGGCCAUUGACUUGAGGCCCUUCUUCACUGUGUCCAUAUAG
Trichoderma breve is the source of this 1251-nucleotide messenger RNA. Its product is annotated as o-methyltransferase domain-containing protein. The coding region runs from base 1 to 1251 and encodes 416 amino acids. Gene Ontology annotation, molecular function: O-methyltransferase activity. The record is from RefSeq and is a predicted model, not a curated record. The transcript has 2 exons. NCBI's taxonomy places the organism in Eukaryota, Fungi, Ascomycota, Sordariomycetes, Hypocreales, Hypocreaceae.